Messenger RNA from Symbiodinium natans, 3624 nucleotides. Lineage: Eukaryota; Dinophyceae; Suessiales; Symbiodiniaceae. The record is from the annotation of a GenBank genome assembly.
AUGGCCGAGCAGACAGGAAGCUGCGCGGUUUCCGCUUCGCACCCGAACCUGCCGCUGAUUGCCGUUGGUACAGGAGACGACCCUGCCUUUCUUGUCUUCUUCGAUGCAGAGUCCCUACAGCGCACCCAGCGGCUCGAGCAAAGCUGCGAUGCUCUAGCCUGGCACAAGAAGAGCCCUGUGCUCGCUCUGCUCGGCAUCAGCGGAUCGAUGGCGCGAGUACAGAUCUUCAGCGCAGCAGAUGGGCAGGAGCAUUUCCGCAGCCACGUGUUGGGCACGCACCCGGCCACGGCCCUCUGCUGGGCAAGAUCACACCUUCUGAUAGCAGGCCAGGAGCUGUGUGUGUGGCCCUGCCACGUCGAAGGCCACUUUUCUGCAGCCUCCGCGCCGUCGGCGCGGCAGCCCAUGGGUGCGGCCGAGCUCGUCGAGCUGCAUCUAGAUCCCUCCGAGCGAUUUUUGGCCACGGUCCACCGGACCGGCCUGGUGAGGGCCUGGUGGGCAGACGAGCUUCCAAAGGUGCUGCUGUCAUCUGUCGUUCCUUUGCGUGAGUUGUGUCACGGUGUGUUCAGCACCUCGCUGGUCUGCAAUAAGGUCUGGCGCGAAUGCGUCCUGGAAGAAGUUCCUGGUUUCACAGCAGAAGCUGCAGCCCCAGGGGAAGCCCCCGGUGGAGCCAAGCGCGUGGAGUCGUUUUGCAAGCUAGGAAUGCGAGUCACUCCUGAUACUGCUUUUGAGGCUCACUGGUCUGCUGCAGACGUCGGCCAUGCCUUUGCAAUGGCAUGGGUGCUGCCGUGCAUAGAUGCCGGGCAGUCGGAGGCAGGAGACGCGAGACUGGUGGGGCCAGAGUUCAGAAUCACUGUGCUCGUGGGCGAGACCACCUGUUACAUCGAGCUGGCAGCCAAGGGCGCACCAGGCUGUGCCUGGCAGGGCCCGCUGAUGUCGAGCUGUCGCCAGUUGCCAAAUCUACCUGCUGCCGGACCUGACCGCUGCAGCACGAGCUUGGGCAGCGCAGGAAUCCUUCAGAUUAAGAAGGAGCUGGGCAGCGCCUCCUUUGACGUCUGGCUGUGCUCCGCAAGCGGCGAUUUGCAACGUAUCUGCCUCGACAGCAACUCGAUGUCCGUGGAAGCAGCCGCAGGCGGUGUGCUUCCAUGCUGCUCUCUGGCAGACCCCGAGCUGCCAGAGGAGUCGCCUCCUUUGACUGUGGCGGAAGUGGCACUUCAUGGUUACUGGGGCUUCGUUGCCCUGCUGCUGCGCGGAAUCGGCGGAUCUUUCGUGUGGGUCGCCGAAAUACCUGAGUCCCGUGCGCAGUUUGAGCUGGGACGAUAUCAUCUGCCCGAAGGUGACAUCCUGAGCGACCAGGCGAUGGGUACCAUGAACUGCCCCGGCCUCAGCGGCCUCGUGUGGGUUCCCGGCCCUCGACUGCCUCCUCGACUCCUGAGCAUGGGUGCCCAACACCUCCUUGCCACCUCCUUGGACAACUCCGGGACGCUGCAUCCCUGGGCCGAGGUGAGUUGGAGCUCAGACACUCACCUUCCCGUUUGUGAUGUCCAGCAGCUCCAUGCCCCUGCCGAACAGGCGGGGAAUUUGCUUUCCCUCGUGAUUCAAGACGAUUGCGCCAGCUAUGUUCUCGCACGCGUCGAGGUGUCCAGCAGCAGCUCAGCUGUGCCCGUCCUCGAGCCACUUUUUCGUCACAGGCUCUGGGCAUCUUGUCCGCAGUUUGGAGCCUUUGCAUUCGAGUGGCUCGGGUCAUUCUCUGCCAUGGCUCCGGGCGAUAUCUCUGGCCAGUUUGCCUCGUGGGCACCUGGUUCAGAUGAAGUGAUCGUUCGGACGCUGGAGAUUGAGGACCCGGCUACAGGCACUGUCCGGGCCGGCGAGAUGCUGCGGGCGCCGCUGAACGCAUGUUCGGAGACUCCGCAAGGUGGCGUUCUGCGGCUUCAGCUGUGUGACGAGUUCCUGGUUGCGCUGACCACCCGUGCAGAGAUACUGGUAUGGUCCCUGGUUGCUGUCGAUUUGGAGGCUGCCCGGCUCAGCUACCGCCACACCCUGGGAACGCAUCAGCUCAAGCAAGGCUCUGCGAAGAAGGACGAUGCCGUGCCUUUCCGGCCGUGGAAUCGUCAUGGGCCCGUGAACCAGAGCGGCAGGACCGUGGCACUCAGCAUCGAUGCAUCUGGCAACUUCACCCUUGGCGACCUCUGCCUUCACCGCUGUGCAGGGGGUGGUCUGCUGAUCCUUGCGGCAGCGCGCGGGGAUGAUGCGCUUGCGCCUGCGUCGGCGCUGCUGUGCCAGAGAGGCAGCACCGGUGAAACGUGGCAUUCCGUGGAUUUGCAUCCGGAGGCUCUGCCCUUGGAGACCGGGUCCCGUCUGGCCACUUGCGGCGAGGGGGCUGUGCUCUACGCUGGCAUCUGCGGGGGCCCUGGAGAAGGCGGACCUCGCAGGCCAGCGGUGGUGGCUGCUUCCUUACCUUCAGCAGCUCAAGGACGACUACAAGCUGCGGCACCAUGCCCAGCCUACCAUCCCGACACGCUCAUCUGGCUCCUCAGACGUGGACAGGCGACGCUCGCUAGGCGAGUGCUUCAGCAACUUCUACACGUACUCCGUGAAUCUGCUCGACCAGAACAGGUUUCCCCAUUGGUGGACAUGGACUUCGGUGAGUUCCACUGUGCUGAUGCCAUGGCAAGACGUGAGCCACAUGCAGCAAGCUCUGCAAGCUCUACCAGCCAGUUGCAUGGAGGUGGCCCCGAGUCUGAAGGCACUGCAACUGCUGCCUCCUUGUUUGAGGACGACUUUGAGACGCGCAUGGCGAAGCUCCGCUCGUCCUGGACAGAGGCAGAGGAUGACGGUUCUCCGCACGAUGCUCCUCCACAGGAGGAGAACAUCAGCGAGACAUCGGCUGGAUGGCACGUGUCGGAAACGGAGUUGAACGAGCUGAGCCGCUUCUUACAAACACGAACAUUGCCGAUGGUUUCUUCUCACGAGCAGGCGCAGCUUCUCGUGCUGCUGCAGAAUGUCGGAGCAACGCCGCAUGCUUCGGACCUGGACGAGUGUGGUCAGCGCUUCAUGAAGGCAUUUGAGAUCCAUGCGGCCGUGCGUCGAUGGCACCUCCGAACCCCCAACUCCGAAGCUUUCCUCCAGCACCUGAGCUCCGAGGAUCUCUGCUGGGCGCUGCAUUCCGACUGCCAGGGCACCCUUGUGGACAGGAUCCUCGAGGUCCUGGGUCCCGACUUGGACUGGCCGGCCUUGCGGCAUGUUGGGAUUGGGCUCUGGCUGCGCGAUCUCGGAGCUCUCAAGAAGGUGCUAGAGCAGCUCCCUCGAACCCUCCUUCGGCGGCAGGGUGCUGUGGACAAGGAGGAGAUUCAGCCAGAGUCGGUUGCGCUGUGGUAUGCGCUGAUGGGACGACGGACGCUGCUUGCCGCGUUGUACCGGCAGGCCAAGCAAACAAAAGUGGCUGACUUCCUUGCCAACGAUCUCUCCGAGGAACCCUGGAGGACGAAGGCCGAGAAGAACGCCUUUGAGCUUGUACGGCAACGCCGCUUCGAGUUGUCAUGUGCCUUCUUCGUGUUCGCGAACAGGGCCCGGGAUGCCAUUGACGUAGAUGCCUCAGCAGGCAAGUGUUGGUACUACCCUGUUUAG